AUGUCAAAGCCAGUCAAAAAUCUCAUGGUGAAGCUCAUUGUGGGAGCUGGACAGGCUGCACCAUCGCCUCCGGUCGGUCCAGCAUUAGGUUCGAAAGGUAUCAAGGCCAUCGAUUUCUGCAAAGAGUUCAAUGCUCGAACUUCUUCUUACCAGCCAGGUACGCCGGUUCCUGUAUAUAUUACAAUCAAGCCAAAUCGUACUUUCACUUUCGAAAUGAAAUCUCCGCCCACUGGUUUUCUUCUGCUGAAGAGCUUAGGCAAAGACAAGGGCAUGGGCCAACCAAAUGUGCAUAACACCUCUGGGACAUUAGGUGAACUUUCACUCAAACACAUUUACGAAAUAGCCAGGAUCAAGAAAACUGACGGCAGACACGCAACUUUAGAUAUGCAAAGUAUCGUCAAAUCGGUGGUAGGAGUUGCCAAGAGUAUGGGUAUUAAUGUGGUACCGUGA
Molecule: messenger RNA, 450 nt
Organism: Lachancea dasiensis
Lineage: Eukaryota; Fungi; Ascomycota; Saccharomycetes; Saccharomycetales; Saccharomycetaceae
Source: the annotation of a GenBank genome assembly